This is a messenger RNA of Ceraceosorus bombacis, 817 nucleotides long. NCBI's taxonomy places the organism in Eukaryota, Fungi, Basidiomycota, Exobasidiomycetes, Ceraceosorales, Ceraceosoraceae. The record is from the annotation of a GenBank genome assembly.
AUGGCUGUCAGACCUCUGGUCAACCCCGGUCUUGGUGAGUGCACAGUGUGGAUGCCGCAGCGAAGGAUGAUGGGACAUUGCGCAGGAAAGAUCUGCUCACCAUCUCCUUGCUCGCCCUCUUCCCUCUGCUGCGCCAAAUCUUCGACAGCCGGCUGCUGCACCAUCCUCUCCAUUUUUGGCAUUCUCUCGCUCGGAGUCAUAGGCUACGGCUUUGCACACAACUGGGAAGCAUUCAUGGGCUCCAUCAACGACCCUGUGGAUGGUCAGGCAGUAGCUAGCACCUGCUACGUCGCUGCUCUCGUAUUCGUGGGAUUUGUGGGCUUUUGCGGCUGUCAGGUGGGUCAUGCUAGGUAUGCUAGAGGCAUCGCUUUGGAUUGAGGGUUGUGCCUCGAUGCGCGCCUGACAUCUUCAACAGGUGAGCGCGAAGCUGGAGAAGGCCGAGGGGUGCAUGGAUGCAGAAGCGAUGGAGUGGUGUGGUACAAGCUGGCCGGGGACGACUAUGUCGACUAUGUGCGGAAACAACAAUAUGGAAGAACCUGCAAGGUGUAGCGCGUACCACAUGUAAGCGCUUUUCCAGACGUACAUCACGCCUUCGGCGAAGGAACGCAGCCGCAACGUGGUGUGGUGCGGCGUGGUCAGCCACGCCUGAGAGAUCGCUGUCAUCGCGGUCGUUGGACAUGGACGUUUGCCGGGCUUCAGCAUGAAAUCUGCGCUGACACCGAGCCCUUGCUCCUCGCCCUCACGCGACGCUGUGACCUUGCCAGCCGCCUCGUUGCUUUUAGAUUCCUGCGUCAAGUCACCAAUCCUUCGACGCUGA